Nothoprocta perdicaria is the source of this 770-nucleotide messenger RNA. It is a transcript of the gene NAA60, whose product is annotated as N(alpha)-acetyltransferase 60, NatF catalytic subunit. The coding region runs from base 29 to 757 and encodes 242 amino acids. The record is from RefSeq and is a predicted model, not a curated record. Gene Ontology annotation, cellular component: Golgi membrane. The transcript is spliced from 6 exons. Gene Ontology annotation, biological process: N-terminal peptidyl-methionine acetylation. NCBI's taxonomy places the organism in Eukaryota, Metazoa, Chordata, Aves, Tinamiformes, Tinamidae. Gene Ontology annotation, molecular function: protein-N-terminal amino-acid acetyltransferase activity; histone acetyltransferase activity.
CGGCGGCCGCCGCCCCUCGGAGGCGUGAAUGACAGAGGAGGUGCCCCCGACGGCGCUCACCGACGUCAACCUGCGUCUGCUCUGCCACGAUGACAUAGACACGGUGAAGCAGCUCUGCGGCGACUGGUUCCCCAUCGAGUACCCUGACUCAUGGUACCGAGAUAUCACUUCCAACAAGAAGUUCUUUUCCCUUGCAGCCACAUAUAGAGGCUCCAUCGUGGGAAUGAUAGUAGCAGAGAUCAAGAGCAGAACAAAAGUGCAUAAAGAGGAUGGAGACAUCCUAGCUUCCAAUUUUCCUGUGGACACUCAAGUUGCUUACAUCCUAAGUCUUGGAGUGGUGAAGGAGUUCAGAAAACACGGAAUAGGUUCACUCUUGCUUGAAAGUUUAAAAGAUCAUAUAUCCACAACAGCCCAGGAUCACUGCAAAGCCAUCUAUCUGCACGUCCUCACCACUAACAACACAGCAAUAAACUUCUACGAAAACAGAGACUUUAAACAGCACCACUAUCUUCCCUAUUAUUAUUCCAUAAGAGGGGUCCUCAAAGAUGGCUUUACCUACGUUCUCUACAUCAACGGCGGACAYCCACCCUGGACAAUCUUUGACUACCUACAGCACAUUGGGUCAACACUAGCCAGCCUGAGCCCCUGUUCAAUCCCCCAGAGGAUUUACCGGCAAGCCCAGAGCCUUCUCUGCAGCCUCCUCCCGUGGUCGGGCAUCUCUGCCAAGAGCGGCAUUGAGUACAGCCGCACGAUGUGACGCCAGCAGAAAA